AUGGUGCACAAGGAUCCCGAAGGCUACGUCUCCGACUCGGACUCGGCCUCGGCCACCUUCUCGGACGACAACGACUACGGCGACUGGAGGUCGGACGACAGCAACCCAGCAGCACGCACCCUCGCGCUGUUUCCCGAUUUCCAAGGUCAACGAGCUUCGUUCAAGUCGCCGCUGGAAGCGCUGCAGGAUGCCAAGACGAAAGGUUGCGAUCUGGUGCGGAUCGUGAAGGAGUGGCAGUUGGAUACGCUGGAGGUGAUUCGAUUGAUCAAUUAUGUGAGGAGGAAUGGGUUGAGUGUCGAGCAGGUGAAUGGGCUGAAGGGGGACGGUGGGUGGAGGAACGAUGAUGACGAGUUGAAGCCGGUGGAGGGGUACGAGGAUGAUGGGUUGCUGCAGGUGGAUUUUGAUCUGCUAGAGGAGGAUGUUGCGAACAAGGAUUUGUCGAAGGACCAAGUGAGGAUCCGAGAGUUGGAAGAACAGCUGGCGACCGCCAGAUCGGCAUUCGACGAACUUCGUUCCAUCCACGCAUCCACCCUCGGACUCUCCUCCACCGACCUCACCGAAUCUUCGGCCACCCCUCUCAGCGAACAGCAACGAUCGACGCUCGCCUCGGCUUCGCUCAGCACCUCGGCGGCGCGCACGCGUCGUGGAGCCAACGACGCCGAAGACGACAUCCUCUACUUUGACUCGUACUCGACCAACUCGAUCCACCAGACCAUGAUCACCGAUUCCGCACGCACGUUGUCGUACGCAGCAUUCCUUCUGGCUCCGGAGAACGCGCACCUGAUCCGAGGCAAAGUGGUGAUGGACGUGGGCUGCGGGACGGGGAUCCUGUCCAUGUUCGCCGCGCGCGCGGGGGCCAAGCAGGUCAUCGCCAUCGACGCCUCCGCCAUCGUCGAGCGCGCGCAGCAGAACGUGGAAGCCAACGGCUUCGGCCACAUCAUCAAGGUCCACCGCGGAAAACUCGAAGACCUUACCUCCGAACUCACGCCCUACGAGGGGAAGGUGGAUCUGCUGGUGAGCGAGUGGAUGGGCUACUUUUUGCUGUACGAAAACAUGCUCCCCUCCGUGCUCGUCGCGCGGGAUCGAUACCUGUCGCCAAACGGCGUGCUGGCUCCCAACAGGAUGACCAUGCAUCUCGCAGCCUUUGCUAGCCCAGCACUGUUGCAGACGAAACUCAAAUUCUGGGACGAUGUCCAUGGGUUCGAUAUGAAGGCGAUGACGACCGGGUUGUUGGAGGAGGCGUUUGUGGAUGUGCUGGACAAGGACGAGGUGGUGAGUGAUUCGCAGUGUUUUGCGGAUCUGGAUCUGCCCACGUUGCCGGCGAGACAGCCGGAACCGGAAGCGGAUUUCACGCUGACCGUGGAGAAGGAUGUUGCCGAGGUGCAUGGGUUCAUCAGUUGGUUCGAUACCUUCUUCUUUCCUUCCUCGACACUCACCGGAAGCGAAACCCUCGAAUGCCCACCCUUCACCCUCACCGAAAAGGACGUUCCCGGGAUGGAGUUGAAGGGAUCCACCAAGACACAAGAAACGGACGCGGGAAAGGGCAAGAUGAUCUGCUUCUCCACCUCUCCCUUCAGCAAAGAGACUCACUGGCAACAGACGCUCUUCGUCCUGAAAACGCCCAUCGUCGAUGUCAAGAAGGGCGACAAGAUCAAAGGCAGGAUCGUGGUUAGGCAGGAUACCAAGCACAGCAGACAGUUGGAGGCCGAACUGCAUUACCUGCAUGUUGCAGGGGAGACCGAGGCGUCGGCCGAGAAGGGGAAGAAGAAGGUAGAGACGCAGCUGGUGCAGGUUUUCAUGGUUCGUUAA
Messenger RNA from Pseudozyma hubeiensis SY62, 1809 nucleotides. RefSeq names its product protein arginine N-methyltransferase. The record is from RefSeq and is a predicted model, not a curated record. The transcript has a single exon. The coding region runs from base 1 to 1809 and encodes 602 amino acids. Gene Ontology annotation, cellular component: nucleus. Lineage: Eukaryota; Fungi; Basidiomycota; Ustilaginomycetes; Ustilaginales; Ustilaginaceae. Gene Ontology annotation, molecular function: protein-arginine N-methyltransferase activity. Gene Ontology annotation, biological process: peptidyl-arginine methylation.